Messenger RNA from Clupea harengus (Atlantic herring), 1701 nucleotides. It is a transcript of the gene krt18a.1, whose product is annotated as keratin 18a, tandem duplicate 1. Gene Ontology annotation, biological process: intermediate filament cytoskeleton organization. The record is from RefSeq and is a predicted model, not a curated record. Gene Ontology annotation, cellular component: cytoskeleton; keratin filament. Gene Ontology annotation, molecular function: structural molecule activity. Lineage: Eukaryota; Metazoa; Chordata; Actinopteri; Clupeiformes; Clupeidae.
UCCCUGUCCUGUUUGUCUGUGUGCUCCACUCUUUACUGCCGCGCUCGACUCUCUCUCUCACUCACCCACUCACCCAGCCACCAUGAGCACGAGAACCUCAUACUCCGUCCGCUCCAGCCGCUCCAACAUGCCACUGGCUCAGACCUCCAUUACCCGCACCUCCAUGGCCCCUGCCUACAGGGCAUCCAGCAUCUAUGGCGGAGCAGGGGGCCAGGGCGCCCGCAUCUCCUCUGUGUCCUACUCUGGGGUGCGCAGCGGCGCCCCAGGCUCGUCCUCCAACUACUCCAUGCAGGUGAGCGGCAGUGAUGCAAUGGGUGGCAUCAUGGGCAACGAGAAGGGGCACAUGCAGAACCUGAACGACCGCCUGGCCUCCUACCUGGACAAGGUGCGCAACCUGGAGCAGGCCAACAGCAAGCUGGAGCUGCAGAUCCGUCAGGCCCUGGAGAAGAAAGGCCCUGAUGUAAAUGACUACAGCCGCUUCCAGGCCAUCCUGGACGACCUUCGUAAGAAGGUGUUUGAUGCCACCCUGGACAACUCCCGCUAUAUCCUCCAGAUUGACAACGCCCGACUGGCCGCCGAUGACUUCAGAGUGAAGUAUGAGUCUGAGCUGUCCAUUCGCCAGUCAGUGGAGGCUGACAUCGUUGGCCUGAGGAAGGUUAUUGAUGACACCAACCUGAACCGCAUGAACCUGGAGAGUGAGUUCGAGUCCCUGAAGGAGGAGUUGAUCUUCCUGAAGAAGAACCACGACAACGAAGUCAUGGAACUGCGUAACCAGAUCGCCCAGUCUGGAGUCCAGGUAGAUGUGGAUGCUCCAAAGGGCCAAGACCUCGCCCUGAUUAUGGACGAGAUGAGGGCCAAAUAUGAAAAGAUGGCGCUAAAGAACCAGGAAGAGCUCAAACAAUGGCAUGAAUCACAGAUCACAGAAGUUCAGGUUAAGAUGACACAGAGCACAGAGGCCCUGCAGGGUGCACGCGCAGAUGCCAACGACCUUCGCAGGCAGGUUCAGACACUGGAGAUUGAGCUGGAGUCACAGAGGAGCUUGAAAGGAUCAUUGGAGGGCACCCUGCAUGACACAGAGAUGCGUUACAACAUGGAGGUCGAGAGCUUGAAUGACGCCAUCCGCCAGCUGGAGGCCGAGCUGACGCAGCUGCGCAACAACAUCCAGCAGCAGACACACGAGUACGAGGCCCUGCUCAACAUCAAGAUGAAGCUGGAGGCCGAGAUCGCCACCUACAGACGCCUCCUGGAUGGCGGGGACUUCAAACUUGAAGAUGCCAUGGAGGACCAGAAGACACUGAAGACAAAAGUCACAACAGUCACACAGACACUGGUGGAUGGGAAGGUGGUGUCCUCAAGCACAGAGACCAAGGAGAGGCCAUUCUGAUUCACUCUCCCCUUACCAGCACAACACAAACACCUCAUGGUCCACCAUUUACAAAAAUGAUUUCAUAACUUAUUACACCUUUGUUUCUCUUACACACACACACCCCCCCAAUUCAGAAGGCAAACAUCCUUAUACUUAUAAAAAUAUAAUUGAAGAUGUAAUGAUACAAUUUGAUUUGUUUGAGAAAAUGUUUCUUUUUGGAGCAAUUUUUGUAACUCUGCCAUUGUUAUCCCAACCAUGUGUUUCACCAGUGUUUGCUUGUUGUGUUGCCCUGUGUCUGUCUGUUGCCAUUAAAAAGCAAAUGCAUCUAAAAAAAA